AUGCCAGUACAUAAAGAUUUAUCACUAUUCUCAACAUUCGUAAAUAUUUCAUUACUAAUUUUAAAAAUCAUAACUGUUUAUGCUAAAUUAAUAUUUUCCACUUACAAAACCAAUAGUUCAAGAUCAAAUGACUGCAAACAAUUGGAAAAAGAAACUUGUUUUGAAGAAAAAAUUAUACGAGCGAAGGAUAUUAAUGAAAUAGUUUCAAUAUUUGGUUAUAAAGCAAGAGAAUAUGUUGUGACCACGAGAGAUGGAUAUUUACUAUGUAUUCAUAAAUUGGAAGCUCUACAUACUUCAAGCAAAGAUGUAGGCAAGAACAAUAACAAUAAAAAAGUAAUAUAUUUACAUCAUGGAUUAUUAACAAAUUCAGAACUAUGGUGCUUAGGUUCCUCAAAAGAAAAAACUUUACCAUAUUUAUUGGUUGACUUGGGAUACGAAGUAUGGUUAGGUAAUAACAGGGGUAAUAAGUAUUCCAGAAAACAUUUAAAAUUAUCAGCUUCAAGUCUUGAAUUUUGGGAUUUUUCAUUAGAUGAAUUUUCAUAUUUUGACAUUCCUGAUACAAUUGACUAUAUUGAUCAAUUUUAUGAACUGGACAAUAAGCGUAAAUUAAGUAAUAACAUAAGAAGUAAUUCCAGUAGUGGGUCAGCUACUCCGAUAAACGGGAGUUCAACUACAACUUUGAACGAAUCAAAUAAUUUCAUCAAUGAAAGUCCAUCACAGAAGAAACAUCAAAUAAUUUAUAUUGGAUUUUCACAAGGAUGCUCACAAUUGUUGGCGAGUCUAAGUUUAAACCCAGAAUUGAACUAUAAAAUUAGUUUAUUCAUAGGAUUGUCACCAGCAAUAGUCCCACAAAAUUUAAACCAUCCCAUAUUUAAAAGCAUAGUGGAUCUAACGGCACGAGAUAAUUCAUUCUUGUAUAGUUUGUUUGGAAGACGAGCAAUAUUUCCAAGUGUUUCCUUUUGGUCAUCGUGUUUUACACCAAACUUUUAUGAACAAGUUGUAGAUAAAUCACUAAUGUAUUUAUUUGGAUGGUCAGGUACCAAUAUAAAUAAAGAGCAAAAAAGAAUAGGUUAUCCUCAUAUGUUUUCGAACUCCUCAGUUAAGUCGCUUUUACACUGGUUUCAAAUUAUAAAAGCCAAAAGAUUUCAAAUGUUUGAUGAGACAUGUUCUACAGGAUUGACUAAACUUUCUACAUUAUCUGAUUCUGCAAAGUCAAAAGGAAAUAGAGUUACACCAUUUCCUAUAACUGAUCAUUUAAAAAUUCCAAUGAUGUUAUUUUAUGGAGAUCGAGAUAUUUUGGUGGAUAUUGAAAAAACAAAAGAAUUGAUUUUGAACACGAAUAAACAUAUGGAAAAUAAGAUGGAUGUUGUGUUGUGUGAAACUUAUGAGCAUAUGGAUACAUUAUGGGGUAAUGAUGUUUAUGAAUUGGUAUUUAGUAAGAUUUUGAAAAAGUUGGAGACUUUGGAUGAUAAUGAUGUCUUUAGAAAUGAUGAUGAGAAAUUAAAACAAAACUUGAACUUAAUUUAA
Messenger RNA from Lodderomyces pseudojiufengensis, 1527 nucleotides. RefSeq names its product Tgl99p (gene TGL99). Lineage: Eukaryota; Fungi; Ascomycota; Pichiomycetes; Serinales; Debaryomycetaceae. The record is from RefSeq and is a predicted model, not a curated record. The transcript has a single exon. Gene Ontology annotation, biological process: lipid metabolic process. The coding region runs from base 1 to 1527 and encodes 508 amino acids.